CACGCAAUACCUGAUGGGUGUAGAAGUUCCAGCGACAGACCAGCAAUCCUUGCAUAGGCUUUCACUAUGCAUCCCCGCUCCUUUUUAGGCGUCGGGUUGCUUCUCUUCAUUUUAGAAUUCCUUCCGAGCGUGGCGGUCGUGUAAGGUAUCGCGGACAUUAUAGUCAAGUCAAGAUAGCCAACGAAUCAUGGACGGCAUGCAGCAGCAGCGCGUCCUAGCCGACGGCUGGGGCCAACAGAGUUCGGGCAGCGUCUUCUGCGCCGACUCGAGUCUUCGCUACAUCUACGAGAGCAACGGUCAGCACGUGCCCACAUCUCAGCAAACUCUUGGUGGCUACAGCAACACUAACAAGGCUCAACCUCAGGUCUACGGUAAAAGCAAUGCCGCCAACAACAUGACGUUCGCUGGCAAGCGCCCUCGCGAUUAUUCAAGCGAGAACGCCCGGCCCAAUGGUGGCGUAGACCUCUUUGAAGCGGAGAUCGCCAGGGCUUGCAACGCCAUCCGUAAGCAGACAGCCAGUAUGCCUCACUCGUACCGCGAAUGUUCGGUGUGUCUGAGCGCCAACGCGUACGCGCAAAUCUCGUCAUGUGGCCACACUUUCCACCCGAACUGUUUCUUGCGGUGGUUCCGACUUAACCGCUCCUGUCCGCUAUGUCGCGGAGUUGUGGACAAGGUGCAAUUGGCCCAAACUGUUGGUGUACAGGACGAACUGGAGGCUAUUAUGGCCGAGAUUGACGACGAGCCGCUCCAGUUAAUGCGCGAAUCUCAGCAACUGCCCCGUCCUGAAGCGGACGUGGCUGCUCUAGACGACCAGUUAAUGUCCUUCCUCGAGUCAGAUUUUGACACCGACAUGGAACUCGCUGCGUUGGAUGAUUUGAGUUCUUCUCCAGGAUUCGAGUUGUCGUCGAUGAAGCAGGAAACUGGUGGAGAUGAACCGAUGGGGAUGGAGCUGGAUGAACUAGUGGAUAGUGGAGACAAGCAGGAGGUUAUGGCUACACCGAGUUACGCCGUACCGAACAACUUCGCUUCUCAGCAAUUCCCACCAGCGUCAGCUAUGCCAAACUACUGGAAUGUUCUGAAUCAAGGCAUGGCACCUCCUAUCAUGCCUCCAGCUCCGGCUGUACCUCCUUACGUGCCAAACCACCAGAGAAUGGUGCACAUUGCACCCAAACCGGACGAUAGAACCGUGCAACACGUGCGAUCACCGGCCGCUACGAGUGUGAGGGCGACAGAGCCGACGUACAAGAUGCCAGCGCCCCAAGCUCCCCAGCAGACUCAUCAUCACCAUGUAGUGCGUACUAGCGCUCCCUCUGUACCUCGUGUGGUGUCGUGCAGAUGCACUGGAGGAUGCAGGAAUGGCCGCUGUGCCUGUGUCAAGGAAGGAGGAAUGUGUGGCACCUCGUGUCGCUGCACGUCCUGCAAGAACCCCUUCUUGAUGGUCAAAGCGGCAGGUGCAGACAUCGACGCACUGUUUAAGGACGACUGCUUCAUGCACAAUGUGUCUAAGACCCGAGAUAUGGUGGUGCGGUUACAGGAGCCUGUGUCUGUGCCGUGCUGUGAAGCUACCAUCAAGGUCGUGGACUGCGUACAGGGUUACACGUGUAACUCCUGCAAGCGUCGCUACGACUUUUCGUGGUGCAUGAACAAACUGCUGGACAGCGAGCGUACCCCGCGUAACCACUGUGCGAUCUGCAAGCGAUGCUGCGACCAUCGUGACGUGCACUGCAACGACUGCGGUCGCUGCUAUUUCGCCGGUGUGGCUGCUAGUCUCCCGUGUCCGUGUAAGGAGGCAUCGAGUCACAAGAAACGCCGUGAAGCUGCAGCAAAAGACAAGGCCGAGGAAGCAGAGGAAGAAGCUGAAGGCGAGUGCUGUAUCAUGUAGCUAAAAGUCACCCAUUCCCUUUUUCGACUCCACCGCCACCAUGGAGAAUUUCUGAGAUCAUGAAAAAAAAAAAUCGUGUUGUCAUUUUGUAACAGUACAAAAAGUUUGCAAACCCUCAAUACCUUGCCUCGUCGCAGAUUCUGAUCGGAAACACGCAUCGUUUGUGUUCGACAAGGCUUGAAGUUGCAGUGCAGACUGUUUGGCGAAACUGUACGGUUGACUGGUUCAAGUUGCAGCAGAUCCAUUCGACAAAAUGGUGCUUGGUUGGUUCUUACAAGCAGAUCACGCACCGAAAGCGGAUCUGUGCGAACACGACGGUCCGAUGCAGCACAUCCGGGCAACGACGAAGCCCAAGCACCAUUCUGGGCUGUAGCGGUUCAGGGUGAACUUUCGUUGCCAGUGGCUUGCCGGCAAGUCUCCACGUGGCUAGAGCGGCAACUUCGUAAAGUCAUCGAUGUUUGCGGAUACCAGUAUCGAUAAAACCAAAAAAAGAGGUACAAAGGGCGGAUUUCUAUUCAUCCAGCGAUAAUUGCUGCUAGUUUUGUGCCUUGAUCACCUUCAGAUCGUUCAAAAAGGCAACUACUUCCUGUGAAAAAGUAGGCAGGUCAACUUGGCCGCUCCACUGCAAGCACUCGCCUUCCAUCUUGGACGCUGCCUCAAGUUGUGGUUGCGUCAGAAUCUCCUUGAUGUAGCCAUUUAGAAACACUUGGUAGAACGAGGCAAAGUCCACAGCCGCAACUCGGUGCAGCAACUGGAUAACUUCGUCCUGCAGCAAAUUCAUCUCGCCGCGCGUCAAAAUGUUCAUCAAUGUCGAGAGGAAUCCCAUGCGCAGUUCGCUCUGGAAUCCUGUAAAGGCAAACAGUCCCUGGGCUUUAUCAACCCGAUCCAGCAAUCCCAGCACCUGCUUACAGAUACGCGGUGCCAGAUUGGACCCUUCGCGGCUCAAAACACUCGCCAGACUCUGGAAAAUGGACAGGAAAUACGUGUGUGCUUGCUCCGACGCGUAUCCGCGCUCACGUGCGCCAUCAGGAGUAAACUGACCCGAGUAAACGAUGAAGAAGCGGUAAUGUUUCUCCAAUAACUGCUCCACCAAAGCCACAAAAUAACCCAAGAUGACCGAGUCGCUUUCUGGGUGAGAAAAGAUAACCUAAAACAACAUAAUUUAACUAUUAACUAAUGAAUUAAACAGCGUGCAACAUGUUCCA
This is a messenger RNA of Phytophthora nicotianae INRA-310, 3087 nucleotides long. RefSeq lists its product as hypothetical. The coding region runs from base 188 to 1882 and encodes 564 amino acids. Gene Ontology annotation, biological process: protein autoubiquitination. Gene Ontology annotation, molecular function: ubiquitin-protein transferase activity. The record is from RefSeq and is a predicted model, not a curated record. NCBI's taxonomy places the organism in Eukaryota, Oomycota, Peronosporomycetes, Peronosporales, Peronosporaceae. The transcript has a single exon.